UUGGACUGAACCUUACAGCUCAAGAUAUUGCAGAAAAAAUCCCAUAUAGGAUUUUAGCAGCUUUUUGGAAAGGUCAAUGAUGUGAAAAAUCCUAAAUGUCAUGUUAUGAUGUUGUUAUAUAUUCAUAUUCAUCUGUUUGCGUCAUAAAGCAGUUAUACUCCGCAAUAUUGACUUUGAAAGAUGGCGGGAAAUUUUGAACUCAUCAAUAUGAUAGGUUCAGGAACCUAUGGAGAAGCUUGGUUAGCAAGGCACCUGAAGAAUGACAAGAAGUGCGUUGUUAAAGUUAUCAAAAUUCUCAAGUUGUCAGAAAAAGAGCUGGACCGAUCAUUGACUGAGGUAUCGAUUCUGGCCAGAUGUAACCAUCAGAAUAUCAUCAGCUACCUUGAUGCUUAUGUCAAAGAUGGCAACCUCAACAUAGCAAUGGAAUAUGCAGACGGAGGUGAUCUACACAAAAAUAUAGUUGGUCAAAAAGGCAUUCAUUUCGGAAAAGAGGUAAUUUUUGAAUGGUUUGUGCAAAUCUGUCUUGCACUGAAGUACAUCCAUUCCAGUAACAUUCUUCACAGAGAUCUGAAGUCCCAGAACAUCUUCCUGAACAGCAAGCGUGUCAUUAAGCUGGGAGAUUUUGGGAUUGCGAGGAUAUUACGAGACCAUGCUGACCAUGCCAUGACAACUAUAGGCACACCAUUCUAUCUCAGUCCGGAAAUAUGUCAGCGCAAACCAUAUAACCACAAGAGUGAUCUGUGGGCUGCUGGUUGCGUUCUGUAUGAGCUAUGCUGUCUACGUGUCCCUUUCAAUGCUCAAAAUUUUGACUCCCUUGUAAUGAAAAUCUUACAGGGAAAGUGUGACCCAAUUCCAAGGUAA
Messenger RNA from Mizuhopecten yessoensis (Yesso scallop), 861 nucleotides. RefSeq names its product serine/threonine-protein kinase Nek5-like. Lineage: Eukaryota; Metazoa; Mollusca; Bivalvia; Pectinida; Pectinidae. The record is from RefSeq and is a predicted model, not a curated record. Gene Ontology annotation, biological process: protein phosphorylation. Gene Ontology annotation, molecular function: protein kinase activity; ATP binding. The transcript is spliced from 5 exons. Bases 181 to 861 code for a protein of 226 amino acids.